AUGCCUUCCUCCUCCGAGCUCGCCCUCAUCAGGAAGUAUCCCGCUACACCCUACAAGGACCUGCAUGCCCUCACCAAGGCCAUUGCAGAUCUACACAAAAGACUGGAAACAGAAGAUGUGAGCCAAUAUCUUUCUUUCAAGAAUGUUUCUCUAAAAGAGUUUCGAUUCAUUGAAAGUCGUCGAAAGAAACUGGGCAGCGCAGUCCGUUUCACUUACUAUCCUGAAAUUAGCACCCUCGUACUCAAGGUGGUUACCAGCACCACUGAAACUGUACAUGACAGUCUCUGCCACAUUAUAUCGACCAAACUCGCUGACAUGAACAUCGAUGACAAUCAGUUCGUGUCCCUAGGAGCCUCAGAAUUUGAAGGACCAUGGGGCGCGAUCAAAGAAGGGGACAGUGCCUUCAAGAAUCCUGCUAUCCGAUCUGACAAGCGUGACUGGCCUUCCUUUGUGGUGGAAUCUGCAGUGUCUGAUGAUUCUAUGCCACGUCUGCGGCAGGAUGCUGCGUGGCGGAUUGCAAACUCUGUUGGGGAAGUUAAAGUUGUCUUGAUCAUCAAUGUGUUAAUGCAAACAAAGUGCAUUGUGCUUGAGAAAUAUGGCCCCGAAGAUCAAAAGUCUCCUAACACUAGGUCUCAGUCCAAGGGAGGCCCAAAUGAUUAUCGGCCUGUGUUAAAAUCCACGACUACAGUGAAUUAUGGAGCUGAAACACCCCAUGUGGAGGGUGAUUCAGUCAAGCUAGGAUUCAAGGACCUGAUGGGGAGAUCAAGGGGGCCAUCUGAAGGGGAUGUUGAGAUCGGUCAUGCUGAGCUGUUGGAGCUUGCUGGGUUAGUUUUUGAAAAUUAA
Molecule: messenger RNA, 843 nt
Organism: Aspergillus welwitschiae
Lineage: Eukaryota; Fungi; Ascomycota; Eurotiomycetes; Eurotiales; Aspergillaceae
Exons: 1
Coding region: 1-843 (280 amino acids)
Source: RefSeq, a predicted model, not a curated record